Pseudocercospora fijiensis CIRAD86 is the source of this 603-nucleotide messenger RNA. RefSeq lists its product as uncharacterized. The record is from RefSeq and is a predicted model, not a curated record. Bases 1 to 603 code for a protein of 200 amino acids. The transcript is spliced from 7 exons. NCBI's taxonomy places the organism in Eukaryota, Fungi, Ascomycota, Dothideomycetes, Mycosphaerellales, Mycosphaerellaceae.
AUGCAGUGCCAAGGAGCUACGAGUGAAUCAAGAGAAAGUCAGACAUAUCGUGAAUUGAAGUUGAAGCUGAUUAUGCCAGCACGUUCCUGCGACUUCGGUCAGCAUGCCGAUAUUAUCAUGUCAUCCAAGGCGGAAUUCGAAGCCUGGCACUCCCAUAGGCAGCCUCGGAGUUUGCUACAAAUCAGCUUGGGCGGCCUCAGUUUUUUGCCAUGGGUUAGCAUGUCCCGCUGCAAUCAGACGAGCGAACUGCUGUGGUGCUGGGUGCCUAUGCUGCUAUGCAGCUUGAGCUAUGAGCCAUACCAGGCAUGGAACGGUUCGCAUGUCGCUGCCUUGUGCUCGCCUAGCGCAGAUCCCGCAUUGCCCGAUGCUGACCUCGCAUCGUUCCAUGUCUCUGCUCUUUCUGAUGUCGAGCGUGUGGUCGCGGGUGUGAGAAAAGGCAUACUCGUGGUAGGCAAUCUUGCCUAUAUGCACAUGACGACCAUUAUCGGCUUUGGCCACUGGAAUCACGAUGAAUUGUCAUCUGGUGGGCACGUUCGUGUUGUCGGAGAUCAGCAAGAUGGCGGCUUGGCACUCAAAGUUGUUAUCCUUGUUAUUCUCAACUAG